Messenger RNA from Fusarium oxysporum Fo47, 2114 nucleotides. Its product is annotated as Zn(II)2Cys6 transcription factor. Bases 165 to 2114 code for a protein of 649 amino acids. The transcript is spliced from 5 exons. NCBI's taxonomy places the organism in Eukaryota, Fungi, Ascomycota, Sordariomycetes, Hypocreales, Nectriaceae. The record is from RefSeq and is a predicted model, not a curated record. Gene Ontology annotation, biological process: regulation of DNA-templated transcription; DNA-templated transcription. Gene Ontology annotation, molecular function: DNA-binding transcription factor activity, RNA polymerase II-specific; DNA binding; zinc ion binding.
GGCUCAUUAAUCCCAUCUAGCGUUCAGGGCUGAAUCCUUUCCUGCCCACCAAACUCAAAAGUUAUCCUUUGUUCUCUAUCAGAUCACCUAUUCACCCCCAUGUGUCUCACUAUGCCCCAUCCAGAUUAUCUGAUCAUUCGCUCCAGCUGAAAGGGUCUUUGGCAAUGGAUCCCCAAGAAACCAGGAGACUGGUUCCGAUCCUACCCGCUCAGCAAACCUCAGGAUAUAUCUAUGGGGAAGACCACUCGCCUGGGCCCUCAUCACCACCGCACAGACUAAGAAAGAGGGUCUUGGUCGCCGUGGCCUGUGAAGGAUGUCGCCGAAAGAAAGCAAAAUGCGAUGGUAGAAAACCAACUUGUAGCCGUUGCUUCUCCAAAAGCGAGGCAUGCUCGUACGAAACCCCAUCGGUUCCUGUCGCCCUGCAGAAAAAGUACGACAUCUUGCUAGUCGAAAACCAACAGUAUCGAGAACUAUUUGACGCCAUAAAUAAGAAGCCAGAGUGCGAGGCGCAGGAGAUUUUCAACCGACUGAGAAGUUCGGAUCAGCCCCUUACUGUUCUCGAAUCUGUAAGACAAGCCGAAGUUCUUCUACCGAAACUUUCUACAAAUACACGGGAUUCCGAUCCCAGACUGGCAUUUUUCGACCAGAAAGCAUUCGAAUCGAGUGUUAUACAAGUUCCUGCCAAGCCAUGGACAGCAGUUGCCGGAGAUGGGAUUGUGUCAGAGCUAAUAACGGACUUCUUCACUUGGGAUAACUCCUAUAUGUUCCCUGUGCUCGAUAGGGUCACCUUUGUGGAUGAGAUGAGAGCGGGCGAUGAGACAGAAAUGAAAUGGUGCUCUCCUUUGCUGGUGAAUGCUAUUUGCGCCAAGAGAUGUCUGAUGGUUGAACGAGGGAAACAAUUCGGUGUGAUGACAGGUCGAAACCUCUCCGACUGCUUCCUAGCUGAGGCCAAGAGCCAUUUCGAGUCCGAACAAGGCCGACCAUCGAUACCAACUGUUCAAGGACUACUCCUGAUAUAUCUUACCAUGACAGCCACGGGGAAAGACAGAGCUGGUCUGAUCUAUCGCCUCACAGCCUAUGAAAUGCUUAAACAGCUUCGCUUAGAAGCAAGGUAUAAGGCAGCAAAGAACAACGUUCCACCUCAGACUCACGACAUGAUGCUGAUAUCCAAGACGCUUUGGGGAAUAUUCUUACUAGAGAGCCGGAUAGCUUAUUUCUACAACCAGCCCUCUAUUAUUCCCCCGCCUCAAAUCCCUAAGCCCUUCCUCUCCAUUCUUACAUUCACUCAUAAAGGGAAUUUGGAUGUUCUUGACAGGCCUUGGAAAGAUUCCUCUGAUCUUGUUCCUCGACCACCAGGAGUAUUGGCAGCUGCAUGCUCGUUUUCCGAACUUCUCUACGAGACCAUGCAGUAUCUCACGACCUCGAGAGUCAGACGGGGAAGUGAGGAGGAUAUUCAUGCUAGACGGCUAUUCUUUUCUCGGCUUAUACAGCUGAAACAUGACAUACCUCGCCAGCUGGUCCUGGAGCGGAAUUUAACACCAGUAACAUGCUUCCUAAGAAUGGACGAGAACCUAAUACUAUAUACACUGCUUCAGUAUAUGCCUGCCGAGAUACCGUUUGGUGUCCCAUACAGCUCGACAGUCAAGGACCUCCGCAUCCAACACUGUCGCCAUGACACCGACAUCAUCGCGUCGUUUAUCAAGAAGUGGCCUACGAACCUAAUGGUAGCACAUCAACUGUACAUAUCAAUGCAAACACUGGUCCCCAUACUCGGUGAAACUGCGGCACAAGAUCUCUUUACAAAAAGUUGUCGGAUGGCACAGUUGUCUUCUCGCAGCAUUAGACUCAGUGGAGUUCUCCUACAAGCGACUCAAGCUUUCGUUUGGGCUAUGGACAAGUCCAUCCCGGAACCUGCACGGCAAUAUCUGGAAGGAUGGACUCAAGAAACAGUUGAGAAGGACUUGCCAAUGAGUUUUGCCUUGCCUCCUCGAGGAGAGGUCAAGGAAGUCCUCGCAUCUGAUGGAAGCGACCAAGAAUGCUCGAUAUGGAAUUUGGGCACCUUGAUUGAGAAGUGGGCGAUGCUCUCGAUGGAAGAAAGCAGACAAUCGUCGUGA